UACUCCAUGCCCAGUGCCCAGUGCUCCAAGCCCAGUGCCCAGUAAUCCAAGCCCAGUGCCUAGUGCUCCUAGCCCAGUGCUCAAACCCCAGUGCCCAGUGCUCUAAGCCCAGUGCCCAGUGGUCCAAGCCCAGUGCUCUAAGCCCAGUGCCCAGUGGUCUAAGCCCAGUGCCCAGUGUUCCUAGCCCAGUGCCCAGUGCUGCAAGCCCAGUGCCCAGUGUUCCAUGCCCAGUGCCCAGUGCUGCAAGACCAGUGCCCAGUGCUGCAAGACCAGUGCCCAGUGCUGCAAGCCCAGUGCUGCAAGCCAAGUGCCCAGUGCUGCAAGCACAGUGCUCAGUGCUGCAAGCACAGUGCCCAGUGUUACAAGCCCAGUGCG
Molecule: messenger RNA, 375 nt
Organism: Procambarus clarkii (red swamp crayfish)
Lineage: Eukaryota; Metazoa; Arthropoda; Malacostraca; Decapoda; Cambaridae
Source: RefSeq, a predicted model, not a curated record